UGUGACAUUUAUCUAGUAGCCAGCCUGCCUGACGUUUUACUUGUGCAGCACAGCAGGCCGCAAUCAUUGCAGCAGUGCGCUGUGAACACAACAAGUUGUGAGAGAGUGCAGGGCUCGGCCGGAUAAGACUGCAUCGUAAUAAUGGAUGAUAAGCCUGCGAAAAUUAGCCCAGUUUAUUUCCUAUCACAACGGCAGCUUGAUGGCACAGCGAUCAAACGCGAAUUAUUCGCACGGCGGCUCAACGUCGCUAAAAACCUUUACAAAAAAGAUCUGUUUGCACACUAUGGGUGUGUGAACGCCAUCGAGUUCUCCAACGAAGGGGAGUUGCUCGUUUCAGGAGGUGAUGACAGACGAGUUCUACUCUGGUCUGUGGCACAAUCCAUUCAUGGAAAGUGCAAGAACAACCCAGAACCGAUGCAGACAAGUCAUGACAGCAACAUCUUCUGUUUAUCAUUCGAUUCAAAGAAUGCAAGAAUUUACUCCGGAGGAAACGAUGAUCAAGUCAUGGUGCAUGAGAUCCCGACGAAGCAAUUGCUUGUCAAACUGCCACACAAGAAACCCGUGUAUGGAUUGAGUGUGAAUCCCAGCAAUGACAGCGUUUUAGCUACAGCAGGCGACGAUGGACGGAUAUUAAUCUAUGAUAUUCGUGAACCUGGGGAACCACAGUGUCUAGCACGACAUAAAGUUGGGUUUCAUUCUGUUAUGUACAACCCAAAAAAUCCAAUUCUCCUAGUCGCAGCAAAUUCAGAUGAUGGUAUCUUGUUAUUCGACGCACGGAAACCUAAAGAUUAUCUUAUUCAUUACGAUAAAGAAGCUGGACAUAUCAGUGGAAUCAGCGCUUGCUUCAACGCGAAUGGAGAUAAAGUCCUUGCGCUUCGUCGUCGUCUUCCACCCGUCCUGUACGCGACUCAUCAACGCCAUGCUGUGUCACAAUUCUAUCAUCCGCAGUACUACAAUUCCUGCACAAUGAAAACUUGUUGCUUCGCCGGCGAGGACGAUGAGUACGUCUUGAGUGGUUCGGAUGAUUUUAAUUUAUACAUGUGGAAGAUUGCGGAGGAUCAUGGCGAAUGGGGCCAGUCACAUUUUGUUUUGCGCGGCCAUCGUAGUAUUGUCAAUCAGGUGCGAUACAAUAAGCAGAAUAAUCUUAUAGCUUCCUCCGGAGUCGAGAAAAUGAUUAAACUAUGGAGUACGUUACAUAUUGGGGCUUGGACUGGUUCACUCACAAAAGAAACCACCGAAACUCAGCGUAUUGUUUACUCACAUGAAGAUUAUAUGAGUUUGGUUGGUCCGUCAGGACAACGCAUUUCGCAUGAUUAUAGUGAUCAAUCUACAUCCGAAGAUGCGCGAAUGAUGGCGUUCUUUGAUUCGCUUAUUCAAAGGGAGAUUGAGGGUUGGGAAUCACAAUCAGAAGCGACUUUUACUUCUGAUAGUGAUAGCGAUACUCACGUACAGGAUAGAAUUCAAUUAUCCUGGCAGUCUUUAUCACGUUGUCGAAUGCAAGCGGAUGAGACGAGUAAAAAGUUUCGUCCGAAUAGAAUCACGCAGUUGAUUGCGCACAAACGCAAUCGCCUUGCUAAGAUGGCGCUGUGGAAGUCAUCAACACUAGUUCAACGAAAUUUCAACCGUGAGAAACAUAAAAAACGUAAAGCAUCGAAGAAAGCCAAGUGCAAAUGGUCUUCCCGUAAAGCCCCUAAGCGUACAAGAGCUACUUCUCCAACUGUGGCGAAUAAUAACUCCGAAAAAGAGAACUUAACAAACACGCACGCCAGUGGCUCCAGCGGCCGACAUAAAAAGUACAGCCGCCAUCGUACAUCACGCUCCGAGUGUGAUCACCUUCAUCAAUCGAUUGAUGUUCCUAGCACAAGUACGGGAAUCACCGCCGGCUCCUCGUCGAAUAAUCCAAUCUUCCGCGUUAUAGAACAGGACUCCGACGAGGAGACGUCGCAACCAAACACUGCAAACUGUGAUACACGCGCUGCACCCGCCGAUAAUUUCGUCAAUAUUUUGCCGACGCCUUUGAACGGCUCACAGGACAUGUACAUAAAUGUCCUUGAGAUUGCGAAUACGAAUGUGGUAGCGAAUAAUUUGCGCGGUUCAAGCGAAUUCGUGACGGAGAAUUACAGCUCGCUCAGCGAUAGCGAUUAUGAGAUAGUAAUGACACCUGUUAAGCAGCGGCGCACGCAUUUGUCACCGGAAAUGGUCGACAGCGGGUUUGCGACUGGACCAUGCACGUCUUCCGGUAGUAAACCGGCGAGGAAUCGUCGGCAUCAGUGCGACACGUCCGAUGAUGAGUACAAAUAUGAAAAGUUUCGUAAGCGCGUCAAAAAGGCACGGCUCAAUAUGCGCAAACAGAUUGGAAUCGACUCGGAUUCCAAUUGAGACUUGUUUUUUCAAGGACUGCAAAUGAGUGGCCUUUUUUUUUUUAGCAACCACCACAUCAAUCCUAUAUCCAAUUUUUUCUUUAUGUUUACAAUCUAAAUAGACUGUCUCUGUAUAAGUUUGUGUAAUUUUGAAUGUGGUAGCGUACGGAUGUGAUACGGAUAACAAGUGUUUCAUUAUUUUAGGACACGAAGGAUCUAAUGUUUAAGUUUAGGAGAAGCGAACGCGUAUUAUACUAAUUUUCUAUUUGCGAAGUGAUUAGUUGGAUUACUGUCAUUUCUAUAUAUGUAUAAAUACUACCUAUAUUAGCUUAUGUAUUUGAUGCUUUACGAGGGAGGACGUCAAGAUCUGCGAAUAUUAUUCAAUAAUAAAUAAAACGUGGAUUUGA
This is a messenger RNA of Dalotia coriaria, 2767 nucleotides long. Its product is annotated as DDB1- and CUL4-associated factor 5. Lineage: Eukaryota; Metazoa; Arthropoda; Insecta; Coleoptera; Staphylinidae. Bases 142 to 2379 code for a protein of 745 amino acids. The record is from RefSeq and is a predicted model, not a curated record. Gene Ontology annotation, molecular function: protein binding. Gene Ontology annotation, cellular component: cytoplasm; Cul4-RING E3 ubiquitin ligase complex. The transcript is spliced from 5 exons.